CGUCCCGAUGGCCAACCGCUCGCAGUGCCUGGAGGACGCCCCCUUCCGCGCCUGGGACCCCCGCGCCCCGCCGCCUCCUCCGUACAGCGAGGCGCAGCGCCUGGCCCUGGAGGAGCUGGUGGGCGGCGGAGGGAGGGCGGCCUUCGUGGCUUUCCUGCGGCGGGAGAAGCUGCGCCCGUUCCUCUCGGAGCCCGAGAUCCAGGGCCUCCUCCGCAGCGCCCGCCCUCCGCCGCCGCCGCCGCCGGAGGAGAGCCUGGCCUCGCAGGAGCGGCUGAACGCCUCCUCCUCCUCCCUGGACUGCUCCUCGCUCACCUACUUCCCGCUGCAGUCCGACGCGGAGCCUCCGGUGCUGGAGCUCGGGUGGCCGGGCUUCGUCAGCGGGUCCUUCCGGGGACUCACCCGCGUCGAGACCUACUUCCAGCCCAGCUUCGGGGAGAGCGUCUACCCCUGCAAGGAGGCCGUCCGCAGGCAGAUCCGCUCCGCCAAAGAGGUUAUUGCUAUAGUCAUGGACUCCUUCACAGACCUGGACAUUUUUGGUGAUCUCCAAGAAGCAUGUAGAAAAAGGCUGGUUCCAGUCUAUAUUCUUUUGGAUCAGGCAUUUCUUACUCAUUUCAUGGCAAUGUGCAGAAAUCUAGAAUUCUGUCCUGAACAGGAAAAUCUGAUGAGAGUCCGAACAAUUACAGGCAACACUUAUUAUGCAAGAUCAGGAGCCAAGAUAAUAGGGAGUGUUCAUGAGAAGUUCAUGUUGGUUGAUGGUGUAAGAGUAACUACAGGCUCCUACAGUUUCACAUGGACUGAUGGGAAGUUAAAUAGCAGUAACUUGUUGCUACUCUCAGGUCAAGUGGUUGAACAUUUUGACUUGGAGUUCCGGAUCCUUUAUGCACAAUCAAAGCCUAUUGACUCAAAGCUACCAUCCAGCUGCAGGAACAGUGGUGCCCACGAACAUAUAGCUAACAAAACAACACCUUGCAAAGAUUUCACUGUGGGUAACCUUCUGAGAGCUGAGUUUGCCAGGCUUUCAAGCAGUCCUCAAAAGCUUGAGCGAGAGCUGCUACUAGCUAAAGAGCUCCAAGGGUUAACUCAAAGGGGUAAUGCUAAACGCCCACACCUUAGUAGUGAGGAAGACCUACACAAUGCUCCUGAAGCCUUAGCAAAGCCUAAAGAGACAGUCAGUCUGUCAACUCAGACUGAACCAUUGGAAGAGAAGCCCAUGACAGCACUCUUUAGUUGUGCCACACAAACCAGUAUUUCAGUGGCAACUGCGACCACACAGACAACAACUCGCUCCAGAAUGGUGGGCACACAGACAACUGUUCUGUUCAAGACUGCCACAACACAAACAGACCAGAAGCCAGCUGUGGAAGUGGCUGCGGAUCAGACUGUACCUGAGCAGAGACCUCCUGAUCAGAGAGUGCCUUCUAAAGAAGGAUCUCCUGUUUCUAGGAAGUCCACAUCAACUUCUUCUAGUGGGUGGUCAGUUUCUUCCUUGUCUUCCCAGUGCUCUCGGGCAAGUUCUGCUGGUUCACUGUCAUCCCUUAGAUCCAUGGACUACUCUGUCAACCAUCGGGGAGACUAUUUCCGCAAACAAAACAAGGAGAGGGAGUUCCACUAUUCUGUCAUCCGGUGCAAACUUAACCACAUGGUUUCCAUGCUCUCCAGGAGGGGGAACAUUGCUGACAACUACAUAGCUUGCCAUCCCAUGAGGUGCAACUUAAAACCUAGGCACCAAAUCAGCACGAGCUUAAUAAACCUCCGGGAUUUUGCACUGUAUACAUCAAAUGACUGUUUCUGAGAAGUAGAGGAAUGGAAGACCUGGUGCACAUAAAGUAGCUGCUAUAUUAGAGUUGUUAGAAUGAAAACUGGAGAGGGCUCUUGUACCUAUAACAGUUGUGUAAAAGAAGGAAUUUCAGCAGGUGUCAUGUCACACAACCAGGUAAAAAGAAACACCUGCUAAAAUAUCCUCUUCUUUUCACUCUGGCAAUCAUGUGCUAUGUGGAUUCUGCUUUUUUUUAAUGAUGCUCACCACCAAACCCACAUUUUUUUGUUUUGCUACAAAGCAAGAGGAGGGAACUUCUAAUCUAUGGACUUAAUCUGGCAUGUGAAGGGUCUGGAUCCCCUGCCUUCAGGACCUCUGAGGGAUACCACUCUCGUGAAGCCCUACCCCCUCUGAAAUUUCCCUGCUUUCUUCUUCUCACUAUUGGAAAUGAGCAGGGAUUAUUCCCCACUAAGCUCAUUUUCCCCAUUUGGAAGACAAGUCAGGUGGGGAGAAAGGUUUUCAGGGUUUGCUAUGGUACAGAGAAAACAGUCAUUAUGCAAGCUGAGCCAGUAUGGCUUGUGGUAUGAUGACAGCCAUGAUAGGAAAAUUCCCUUAUAAUUUUUCUCAGGCCCUGUGCAGACCUGCACUUUGGGCCAGCCUGGGGGCAGAGUCAGGGCGUAGCGUCUACAAGACAUAUGCCCCAGCUCCGCUCCCAGGGUGCCGUAAUGCUGUAUGCUGCACCGCACGUGCACAAUGUCAGUGUUCCUCCAGCGCUGCAUCCUCACGACACAGCGCCAAAGGAGUGCCAUAAAGCCGCGGCUAUCACGCCUUUCCAGGGCACAAAAAAGGAUCUGCUUUUGGGGUGUAAAAGAUGUGGUUCCAUGCUGACCCUUCAGGGCUGUCUGUACAGUCCCUCAGUGGCAUAUUUUCUGUGUGUAUCAUUUGUUUAAUGUGUUUUUGAAUUUUUGGUAGCUUAUGGAUUUUAUUUUCUGGUGUACAUUUCUUUAUUUGACUUUUUCCCUCUUCUCUAAGUGGUACAGCAAUCUUUUCCAAUCCAUGAAGCCCAUGAGAUUUUUAAUCCCCCAAAGUGCCUGCCAAUAUUGGUUUGUUUUUGUUGGUUUUUUUGCCCAUGAAAAUACAUUUUAACUAAUAGUGGUAUGGGUUAAGGAACAGUUAAUGAACAGCGUAUGCAACUCUUUCCAGUUCCUCAUUGCUUUUUUUUCAGUAACAAAGGCAUAUCUUAACAUUAAAAGAUGGGGCAAUUUUCCCAUCUGAGUCUAGCUGUUUUUACUGUCUCUUUGUCACAGUUAUGUAUGUUGAUGAAUUUAACUUUGAAAAUAAAACAUUGUCCAAAAGAAAUAACUUUGGGAAAGUUGUACUCUGGAAU
This is a messenger RNA of Sceloporus undulatus (fence lizard), 3143 nucleotides long. Its product is annotated as protein FAM83D-B-like. NCBI's taxonomy places the organism in Eukaryota, Metazoa, Chordata, Lepidosauria, Squamata, Phrynosomatidae. Bases 8 to 1792 code for a protein of 594 amino acids. The transcript has 4 exons. Gene Ontology annotation, biological process: protein localization to mitotic spindle; regulation of ERK1 and ERK2 cascade; positive regulation of cell cycle G1/S phase transition. The record is from RefSeq and is a predicted model, not a curated record. Gene Ontology annotation, cellular component: cytosol; mitotic spindle pole.